UCCUAGCGGAUGUGACGCAGCAGCAGGAGUGUGACCCGAGGAACCUCAAACAUGCGUCAAUCCCGAAGAAACAAACUCCACCAAGUAUCGGAUUAUCAUCACAAACCGUAAUUUCUACUCCAGAAACUAUUCAUGAUAUAACUCGAGGAUAUAAUAAAUCAGAUAAUCCAUCAGGGACUCAUGUGUUUGUCUUGUGGAGCCCUGUAUAAUCCAGCACCCCUCCAUGGAUUAACCGCAGAGAAAAGCUGAAUCCAGUCGUUCUGCUCGAGGAGGGUCUCGGCACCGGUGGAACAUGCCCCUUCCGUUCGGAUUAAAGCUCAAGAGAACCAGAAGAUACACGGUGUCCAGCAAAAGCUGCCUGGUGACCCGCAUACAGCUGCUCAAUGGCGAAUAUGUGGAGUUCACGCUUUCGGUGGAAAGCACGGGACAGGAAUGUCUGGAGGCAGUCGCGCAGAGACUCGAGUUACGGGAGAUAACGUAUUUCAGCCUCUGGUACUGCAACAAACAAAACCAGCCGAGAUGGAUUGAUCUGGAGAAGCCGCUGAAGAAACAGCUGGACAAGUACGGACUGGAGCCGACCGUUUACUUUGGAGUGGUGUUCUACGUGUCGUCUGUUACACAGUUACAACAAGAGAUAACCAGAUAUCAGUAUUAUCUCCAGCUGAAGAAAGACGUUCUGGAGGGGAAGAUCCCGUGCUCCAUUGAGCAAGCCAUUCAUUUGGCCAGCUUGGCUGUGCAAGCUGACCUUGGAGACUUCAAUCGAUAUGAUUCCCAGGAAUUCCUUCAGAAAAUUGUGCUUUUUCCAAUGCCAUGGAUACAGGACGAGAGGGUUGUGGAAGAGGCCACUCAAAAAGUCACCAUGCUCUAUCAAAAGUACCGAGGUCUGUCCGCACCGGAGGCAGAGUUACUCUACAUGCAGGAGGUGGAGAAGAUGGAGGGCUACGGGGAGGAGAGUGUCCAAGCGAAGGAUGCUCAGAGCACAGAUGUGAUCAUCGGCUCUUGUCUAGACGGGAUUUUUGUCAAGCACAAAAAUGGGAAAGCACCUCUCAUGUUUCAGUGGAAUGACAUUAAUAAUAUGACUCAUAAUAAGUCUUUCUUUGCCCUGGAGCUCGCCAACAAAGAAGACACAAUCCAGUUCCAGACCGAGGACAUGGAGACGUCCAAAUAUGUGUGCAGGAUGUGGCUGGCGCGGCACAAGUUUUACAAAAUUAACAACAGCAGUCUACAGACGCAGCCUGCUCCAGUAAACACAGUGAGGCGACGGUCCUCGACGAGAAUGUCUCUGCCAAAACCACAGCCCUACAUGAUGCCACCUCAGAUGCACUUUAACGGCCAUUACACCGAACCCUACACAUCUUCACAAGAUAAUCUGUACAUCAACAACCAGAACGGUUUCUACUACCAUUCCCAGACCAGUCUGGACCGCUCUCCGCACGAGUACAACGGCCGGAUCCGUAACGGCAGCGUUUACAGCGCACAGAGCACCAGCUCCCUCAACAACCCGCAGCACUACCUGCAGCCCUCGCCCAUGUCCUCCAACCCCAGCAUCACAGGAAGUGACCUCAUGCGGCCCGACUACGUGCCUUCCCACCGGCACAGUGCCCUGAUCCCGCCGUCCUACCGCGCCACGCCUGAUUACGAGAGCGUCAUGAGGCAGAAGAACCACGGGAUGAUCCCGCCAGCCGAGUGCCAGAGCCACUCCAUGAGGAACCUCAACAUUGGGAACUCGUACGCCUACAGCCGCCCCGACCCGCUCGUGUACAGCCAGCCGGAGAUCCGGGAGCACGGCACGGGCCAGUACCCCUUCCACCUCAACUACAGCUUCCACAGCCCCUCCCCGUACCCCUAUCCCACCGAGAGACGGCCUGUCGUAGGAGCCGUCAGCGUCCCCGAGCUCACCAACGUCCAGCAGGCGCAGGAAUAUCCUCCGCCCAACAUCAUCAGGAAUCAGGUCUAUUGGCCGCCGCCGCCAUAUCCCUACCCUCACCCUCGACCCGCCAACAGCACCCCGGAUCUGUCCCGCCAUCUGUACGUCAGCAGCAGUAACCCGGAUCUGAUCACACGCCGCGUCCAUCACUCGGUGCAGACCUUCCAGGAGGACAGCCUGCCCGUGGCUCACUCGCUGCAGGAAGUGAGUGAGCCGCUCGUCACGACCCGACGGCCUCACAUGCACAAACGCAACUCCAUCGAGAUCGCCAGUCUGGCGUACGGCCUGGAGAACAUGAGGCUGAAGGAGAGGAAGGUAUCCGCAUCUACAGCUGAGACCCCGCCCCCUGGUGCCCAGACGAUGCAACCUGCAGAAUCCGGCUCCGACAUCAACAUCGUCCUCGAGGUCACAAAGCCAGAGGAUGCUGUCAUCAAGGAGGACGUCAUCUACAGGCACAAAAAAUCCCUGUCCGAUGCCACGAUGCUGGUGCACAGCAGCGGUGAGGAGGAAGAGUUCGAAGACGACAGCGGCAGACACACACCUCAGUCUCAGGAUGCUGCGGGCGGCCCCGAGCAUCACAUGACCCCGAUGGGACGGCCCCUCGUAGAUCCACCCGCUUAUCCCUUCAGCCACAGUAUGGAGACGGUCCCGACAGGCCCUCUGGCGUACCAGCCCCAUCCUAUCAUCCGCAAACCAGAAGAUAUUGGGCAGCUGCCGCCUCUGAGAGAGCCUGGACACAUGGUGCCCUCAGUAUCAGAGGGAGAUCUGAGCGGACAGGGACGCUUCAGACAGAAGAGGGACGUCUAUAAGAGACCCGUCUCUGACGUGCCACCUCCCAGAAGAAACAUCGAUGGUCUUCCACCGGCCGGAAUGAAGAAAGGACGCCCCGAGGUCAAGAAGGUGGGUCCCCUGAAGAUGGCGGCUCUCAACGGCCUGACCCUGUCCAGAAUGCCUCUGCCCGAUGAAGGGAAGGACGACCCGGAGAACGCCUCUAAUGAUGAGCGGUGUAAGAUACUGGAGCAGCGCAUGGAGCAGGGGAUGGUGUUCACCGAAUACGAGCAGGUGCCCAAGAAGCGGCCCAACUGCGAGUGCACUUUCGCUCUGAUGCCUGAGAACAGUGACAGGAACCGCUUUCAGGACGUCCUGCCCUACGAUGACACGCGUGUGGAGCUGGUGCCCACCAAAGAGAACAACACGGGCUACAUCAACGCCUCGCACAUCAGGGUUACUGUCCGAGGGAAAGAGUGGAGUUAUAUCGCGUCUCAGGGUCCGCUCUCCAGCACCUGCCAAGACUUCUGGCAGAUGGUUUGGGAACAAGGAGUCUCCAUCAUCGCAAUGGUUACAGCAGAGGAGGAAGGGGGUCGAGAGAAGAGUUUCCGCUACUGGCCUCGUCUGGGCUCUCGUCACAACACGGUUACAUACGGGCGAUUUAAGAUCACCACACGCUUCCGCACAGACUCUGGGUGCUACGCCACAACGGGGCUGAAGAUCAAACACCUCCUGACGGGACAGGAGCGAACCGUCUGGCACCUGCAGUACACCGACUGGCCCGACCACGGCUGCCCCGAGGACUUCAAAGGCUUUCUCUCGUACUUGGAGGAGAUCCAGUCGGUGAGGCGACACACCAACAGCUCCAGCGACCCAAAGAACACAAACCUCCCCGUCCUGGUGCACUGCAGCGCAGGGGUGGGACGCACUGGUGUGGUCAUCCUGUCUGAGAUCAUGAUAGCUUGUCUGGAACAUAAUGAGAUGCUGGACGUCCCGACUGUUCUGAACUUGCUGCGGCAGCAACGCAUGAUGAUGGUACAGACACUUUCACAGUACUCCUUCAUUUACAAAGUCCUCAUUCAGUUCCUGAGAAACUCCAGACUGAUCUGAGACCAGCACUGGCACAGAGGAGCCUCUCACAACCCCUCGGUCCCCGUCGGAGCUUCCUCACAGUGUUAGUGACGGGGCAGUAAUGAAGGACGCUGCGGUGCGCUCUGCUUUACCAGUAUUAUUCACAGAUUUCACUGUGGACUUGUACACGGAUGUCAGUCCCAGCACUUUUAUUUUGCUGUACAUAGACGCAGCUCUGUUUUUUAAUAGGAUACACUGAACUGCAUUGGUUCUUUUUUACCGGGUUCCUCGUGGAUUU
Molecule: messenger RNA, 4064 nt
Organism: Carassius carassius (crucian carp)
Lineage: Eukaryota; Metazoa; Chordata; Actinopteri; Cypriniformes; Cyprinidae
Product: tyrosine-protein phosphatase non-receptor type 21-like
Exons: 20
Coding region: 293-3805 (1170 amino acids)
Biological process (GO): protein dephosphorylation
Cellular component (GO): cytoskeleton
Molecular function (GO): protein tyrosine phosphatase activity
Source: RefSeq, a predicted model, not a curated record